AGAGCGGAAGUUGCCAUUGUUGAUAUGGUUUCUCACAUGUAAGUCAAACCAGUCAAUUCAUUUGCAGUUUAUUGGAAAAUAUAAGGUGAACGACGCUGCGACUAAAACGAUGACAGCUCAAUACAGCAUUAUAUUUAAGCAAGAACGUGCACAUGAUGAUGCCAUCUGGACAGCAGCCUGGGGAAAAAGUGAGGCAGACGGGUCAGAAACCAUUGUUACUGGUUCUCUCGACGACACGGUGAAAGUCUGGAAGUGGACAGACGAAAAGCUGGAGUUGCAAUGGACUUUGGAGGGUCACCAGCUUGGUGUCGUGUCAGUGGACAUUAGUCAGAAUGGAGCCAUUGCAGCAUCUAGCUCUCUCAACGCUCACAUCCGCCUUUGGGACCUGGAGUCAGGGAAGCAGAUCAAGUCCAUGGAUGCUGGCCCCGUGGACGCUUGGACGGUGGCCUUCUCUCCCGACUCUAAACACAUCGCAACUGGAAGCCACCUGGGCAAAGUCAACAUCUUUGGCGUGGAGAGUGGCAAGAAGGAAUAUUCUCUAGACACGCGAGGAAAGUUCAUCCUCAGCAUUGCUUACAGUCCUGAUGGGAAGUACCUCGCCAGUGGGGCCAUUGACGGCAUCAUUAACAUCUUCGACAUCGCCACAGGGAAACUUUUGCACACACUGGAAGGUCACGCCAUGCCCAUCAGGUCUCUCACCUUUUCCCGGGACUCUCAGCUGCUGGUCACAGCCUCAGACGAUGGGUACAUCAAGAUUUAUGAUGUACAACAUGCCAGCCUGGCAGGAACCCUGAGUGGUCACGGAUCCUGGGUUCUGAGUGUGGCCUUCUCUCCUGACAACACUCACUUCGUCUCCAGCUCAUCUGACAAAAGUGUGAAGGUUUGGGACUCCAGCUCCAGGGCCUGCAUCAACACCUUCUUUGACCAUCAGGACCAGGUCUGGAGUGUCAAGUACAACAGUAAUGGCUCCAAGAUCAUCUCGGCUGGAAACGACCAGGCCAUCCACGUCUACGACUGCUCCAUGUGACCCCUGAGCUGUGUUUUCCUCUGAUCUCAACAGUCAAAUAAAAGAUUUUUCUUUUUAUAUUUCAGUGCUUCCUGUUCACUGUUCAGACCAAUCAAAUGUCUUAACCUGACAGGAUAUGCUUUUAACAGCACUUAAUCUGUGUGUUUGAAUUAACGUAUGGCUGAUGAUCACAUCCAUGAAAAUGCUGAUGUAUGGCUCCCUCUGAGAGUCUUGGCCUAAACACAGGCAACCUACCACCAGUUCUCACUGCACUGUCGCAUGUAUGUUGCAAGGUCGAUGUUAGCUGCAGCAUUCUAUCAUGCUGACAAGGGUCAGGCAGUCUGUCUUUAGUUGUAGUGUACUUUUAUUUAUGUAUUUGCAUCAUGUAAUACAGAUAUAAAUGUCAGAUACAAACAAUGAAAUCUUUUCAUGUUGUGUGUU
Synchiropus splendidus (mandarinfish) is the source of this 1447-nucleotide messenger RNA. RefSeq names its product SKI8 subunit of superkiller complex (gene skic8). The transcript is spliced from 11 exons. The record is from RefSeq and is a predicted model, not a curated record. Gene Ontology annotation, cellular component: Cdc73/Paf1 complex. Lineage: Eukaryota; Metazoa; Chordata; Actinopteri; Syngnathiformes; Callionymidae. The coding region runs from base 110 to 1027 and encodes 305 amino acids. Gene Ontology annotation, molecular function: protein binding.